GCGCCGCCCCAGUCAUUGUGAGCGGUGUGUGUGUCAGUGAGAGAAGGAACGGAAACUCACUUUCUACUAAUAAAUAAACUUAACAGUGUGGAUUCUUCAGGAAAUAGAUGUGAUCAUGUCUAAACCCAAUUACACUGGAGUUUAUCACUGGGUCUCUCAGGACAACUUUGAAGCCUAUCUGGCUGCUUUAGACAUUAAUAUAGCGUUGAGGAAGGUGGUGUGUAUGCUGAGACCCAGUAAACACAUUGAACACGAUGAUAAUUCCGGAAACAUGAAGAUUAAAACCGUCACGACGUUUAAGAACUUUGACAUGGACUUCACUCUGGGACAGGAGUUCACUGAGGACCUGGGACCCGUCGACGGCAGGAAGUGCCAGACCACAGUGGACUGGGACGGUGAUAAACUGUUGUGCGUACAGAAAGGAGAGAAAGAAGGACGAGGAUGGACACAUUGGCUUGAAGGAAACUUACUUCACCUGGAGCUGCGUGUGAAUAAUGUUGUGGCUAAGCAGGUCUUCAAGAAAGCAGAAUGAGCAGCUGGUUCCUGGGACAAUGAGCCCAAAGCACUGUGGGAAAACUGGGAGAGCCAACCAGCCAAUCAGCAGAUGCUAUUAACUCUUUUUUCUAAAGGUUAUUUUAAUGAGUUUAUUUCAAUAUAACAUGCUAACAAUAAGGAUAAAUAUGAGUACAUUUUCAUCAGAGCUGUAGGUCUCUAGCUUGUCCACUGGAGGGCAGAAGAGUGCUGUUUUUGUGUGUGUGUGUGUGUGUGUGUGUGUGUGUGUGUUCUCUUUCACAGUGCAUUAGAAAGUUUUAAUACUUUGAUGUACUAAAAGAAUAAACUGAUGAGAUUUACAUGGCCAUUAAAUCUUUUUGUCAAGUUC
Molecule: messenger RNA, 880 nt
Organism: Tachysurus vachellii
Lineage: Eukaryota; Metazoa; Chordata; Actinopteri; Siluriformes; Bagridae
Gene: rbp5
Product: retinol binding protein 1a, cellular
Exons: 4
Coding region: 116-532 (138 amino acids)
Biological process (GO): fatty acid transport
Cellular component (GO): cytosol; nucleus
Molecular function (GO): fatty acid binding
Source: RefSeq, a predicted model, not a curated record